Molecule: messenger RNA, 1365 nt
Organism: Colletotrichum graminicola M1.001
Lineage: Eukaryota; Fungi; Ascomycota; Sordariomycetes; Glomerellales; Glomerellaceae
Product: FAD binding domain-containing protein
Exons: 1
Coding region: 1-1365 (454 amino acids)
Molecular function (GO): FAD binding
Source: RefSeq, a predicted model, not a curated record
AUGGAAUCAUAUUGGUCCGUCAGCGCCGCUCUGAACCCGUGGUGUAUUGCUCAGCCGUCAACUGCCGAGGACGUGUCUACUAUCAUCAAAACACUCGCUACUUUCAACUGCACGUUUGGCGUGCGUGGUGGGGGCCACGGGUCAUUUGCGGGCUCCAACAGUGUUGAGGAGGGUGUCACAAUCGAUUUUGGCAAUAUGAAUAGCACCAUCUACGACAACAAUACCAAACUUGCCUCCAUCCAGCCCGGUGGCCACUGGCAGACCGUAUACGACACGCUUGCACCUCACGGCGUCGUCGUGACCGGUGGCCGCGCCGGAACUGUCGGCACUGGUGGUUUCAUCACCGGCGGUGGUAACUCACUUCACUCGGCAUCUCACGGUUUUGCAUGCGACACAGUCGCAAAUUUCGAGGUUGUCCUCGCUGAUGGCUCCAUUGUCAACGCCAAUGCCACCUCUAACCCUGAUCUGUGGCAAGGCUUGAAAGGCAGUGGCGCCAACCUUGGCCUUGUCACUCGCUUCGACAUGCAUGUCAUCGAUUUCCCGGACCCCUCAAAGCCCGUCGUCUGGGGUGGCAAGCUCUAUUACGAUUUAGAGUCUGGACCUCAAGUCAUUGAUGCCUUUGUUGACUUCGUCGAAAACGUCCAAAAAGACGAAAACAGCUCUUCAAUCGUUUAUUGGGGCUAUGUCCCCGCCAAUGGUGGCAUGUUCCUUAAUGCUGCCAUUCAGAACACUCUAGCCGAGGUCGCCCCUCCUGUCUUUGAUGGAUACUAUACUGCUGGCAGUAUCAUUCGGGACACUACCAAGGUCGCCCUCAUGUCAGUUGCUGCCAGUGAGCUUGGUUCUAACUCGCCUGGCGGCUUACGCAACGUGUGGUUCACCCUCGCCUUCGCCAACGAUGCCCGUAUCAUGAACUACGCUGUCCAGAAAUACUCGGCGUUGAACGAGGACCUGGAGAAGGCCAUUGGCGCCUCUGGCUUCAACACUCUUUGCAUGUUUCAGCCCAUUACUAAGUCGAUUGUCGACAAAGGCGUUGCCAAUGGUGGCAAUAUUCUCGGCUUGGAACAUUACAUCGACAAAGGCAACGGCAUCAUGUUUCUCAUUACGCUUGCUAUCAAUGGAGCUGACAACGAGACAACUGCCUUCCCUUACGUCCAAGAUUUUGUGGAAGACGUUGAAUCGUAUGCUGCAUCUCUUGACUUGGGCUGGGGUUGGAAAUUCCUUAAUUAUGCACACAAGUUGCAAGAUGCCAUUUCAUCCUACGGUGACCCUUCUAUCGAGAAGCUAAGGGCUGCAUCUGCCAAGUACGAUCCAACAGGUGUUUUUCAGAACCUUCGUCAAUCGGGCUUCAAAAUUCCUCCUAUCUAG